Messenger RNA from Setaria italica (foxtail millet), 2242 nucleotides. Its product is annotated as protein root UVB sensitive 6. Lineage: Eukaryota; Viridiplantae; Streptophyta; Magnoliopsida; Poales; Poaceae. The record is from RefSeq and is a predicted model, not a curated record. The transcript has 14 exons. Bases 160 to 1689 code for a protein of 509 amino acids.
GUCGUCCGCCUUUGUAACCCUCUCUGCUUCCUCUCUCUCUCUCUAACCACUGCCAGCCACCUCUGCGCCCGUCGCGACCACUCGCGAAUUAAUUCCCGUUCCGCCCACCUGACUAAGCCGAGGCCCCGGCGCCGCCUCCGGCCGCCGGACGCGGGAGCCAUGGCGCCGGCGGUGGGGAUCAAGCGCUCCACCACGCAGGCCGUCACGCUGCCGCCGCCCGACGCGCGGCUCGCGGUGCGCGACGUCCUGCGCUCCACGAUCCCGUCGCAGCCCGCGGAGGCGCCGCCGGCCGCGGAGAGGCCGGCGGCGCCCGCGGCGGCGGUGGAGGGGUUCCUGUGCCUGGAGGAGGUGGACGGCAGGCGGUGGAGUUACGUGGUGGACCGAGGGGCCGUGAAGGGGAGGGGUAGGGCCGGGGCGGCGAGCCCCGCGGGGGCCUCCGUCAGGGCCGUGCCGCUGCAGUCGCCGCUUCCGCCGGCCGAGGAAAUAAUGGCAUUCAUAAGAUCAUAUGUCGUACCUGAAGGGUUUCCUGACAGUGUUACUCCUUCAUAUGUCCCAUACAUGACCUGGAGGGCUUUGAAGCAUUUCUUUGGUGGAGCAAUGGGAGUAUUUACAACAAGAACCUUGCUGAGCUCUGUUGGAGUCUCUCAAAGCAAGUCAACACCAGGAGCCAUUGCUAUCAACUGGAUCCUCAAGGAUGGUGCUGGGCGUGUCGGAAAAAUGCUUUUUGCACGUCAAGGAAAGAAGUUUGACUACGACCUAAAGCAGCUGCGGUUUUCUAGUGAUCUCCUGCUGGAGAUAGGAGCUGGUAUUGAAUUAACUACUGCAGCAUUCCCUCAAUUUUUCUUGCCUAUGGCUUGCGUAGCAAAUGUCGUGAAGAAUGUCGCUGCUGUUACAUCAACCUCAACGCGCACUCCAAUCUAUAAGGCCUAUGCAAGAGGAGAAAACAUUGGUGAUGUCACUGCUAAAGGCGAAUCUGUCGGUAACAUUGCAGAUCUGUUGGGUACUGGUCUGAGCAUCUUUAUCUCAAAAAGGAACCCAUCAUUGGUGACUUCGUUUGCCUUUCUGUCCUGUGGAUACCUCCUGAGUUCAUAUCAUGAGGUGAGAUCUGUCGUGCUGAAUACCCUAAACAGGGCAAGGUUUACGGUUGCAGUGGAUUCCUUCAUUAAAACUGGUCACAUUCCCUCCUUGAAGGAAGGAAAUUCACAGGAGACGAUAUUUAAUCCACCUUGGCGGCACGAGCCAGUUGCAAUAGGUUCACGAUUUGGAGAAGCAUUUCAAGAGCCUGCUUCAUUUGUUGCCAUAAGGCCUCUGUUUGAGGAUGAGAGAUACAUGGUAACAUAUAACCCGACAAAGGAUAAAGUAUAUGCUUUGCUCAAGGACCAAGCAAAAUCAGACGACAUUAUCAAAGCUGCUUUCCAUGCUCAUGUGCUACUGCAUUUUAUAAAUGCAUCACAUGCACGGAGGCUGAAGCAGAAGCAGAAGCAGAAGCAGGCAAACCCCGACCGAUCAGACUAUGGAAACCUGUACUCAAGAAACAUGGAUUUCCUGGCACACAUCGCUGAAUCUUGCAAAAUCGUUUCAUCAUCAUAUGGAACCUUCAAGAAGAAAGCAAGAGAACAGGGUUGGAUAAUGUCCGAAUCACUGCUCAACCCUGGAAAGGCUCGAUUAUGUGGGGCAAAACCACUAUGAGUCUACUAUCCUUCUGUUUAAUAUCGAGGGGAUGAUAUCGUCUCUAGUUUGUCAGUUUGUGAGACUAACUUUUCUGACAACGCGGGAUGCUCAGCUGUUAGAAGCUGAACUAACAUAUGUUGGCGCCCGGCACUAGGUUUGAAUCAGUGGACCUUCAGUCGCAACUCCCAAGCUUCCAAAUUGCAGGGAGAGCAAGAGUUAUGUGAUAUGAAGAAUACCUGAACGAAGAUGAAUUUUCAUGGAGGGGAGAGGUGGUGCGCUGGUUCGCGUGCUGAGUAAAGGGGUCAACGAGAGGGGGGCUUGAAUUUAUGUUUGCUGAUGUAUAAGAUAUGGUGUAGCCAUCCUGCUGUAACCUGUUUUGCGUGCUGGUCGGCUGCGGAGCUUCUUGUUUCAGUGUCCUUAGAGUUUCUUUUCUUUUUUUUUUUUGCGGAAAAAGAGUGCUUAUAGUAAAUUCCAGUUUCAGUGAGUUAUCAGUUUAUCACUCAUGCCGUCGACGACGGUCUCCACCUUGUACAUACAUGCUCGGUAAUAACUGCAAGCCUUCUUUGUGUUA